UUUCAUUCGUUCUCACACACUGCGAGCCUGGUGCAAGCAGUUAAUCAAUUUUACUCAAGUUGCCGUUCUUUGAUCCACGAUCUUUUGCCGACACCCAACAUAUACAAAACUGAACACCGCAAAUAUCAGACUUCAAAAUUCUUGACUUCACACUUUACAACAAUCAUGGAUUCUUCUAUGGGUCCCUUCAGCACCAAUGGCAACGAUAGUUCCGCCAAGUACAUUGUCGACAAGGCCGGCAGUCACGAUGAGGCGGUCAUCAUCGGAGGAGCCAUGAUCGGCUCUGUUUUCUUCGUCGCCAUCGUUGGAGUGGCUUGCAUGUUCUUCAAGGAGCGGUCUCGAAAGAUUAAGGACCAGCAGGCCGCGACCAAAACUGUCAGCGCCUCUGAGUAUGUCUGAUUCAGCAAUGUGGGAAGUCAGGGCAUUGUCUAUCAUAAGGUGAUGGUCCGAACAGGAUGUUGGUGGAGGUAAUUGAAGGUGGAAGUCGAGAGACAUAAGGGUCUGAAUGUCUGAAAAACAACACGCAGCAUUCAUUUCUUAAGCAAGGGAGUCGGGACUAUUUGAAUCUACACUCAUUCAUUUCUAUCUCAAUUUACAAUUUUGGUUGCGGCCCUUCAGUUUACAGGGUGCCU
Messenger RNA from Fusarium odoratissimum NRRL 54006, 632 nucleotides. RefSeq lists its product as uncharacterized. Bases 166 to 399 code for a protein of 77 amino acids. The record is from RefSeq and is a predicted model, not a curated record. The transcript is spliced from 2 exons. Lineage: Eukaryota; Fungi; Ascomycota; Sordariomycetes; Hypocreales; Nectriaceae.